AUGGGCAUGGAAGAGCACGCGGCGCUGGACAGUCUGGUACGGCGGAGCGCAGAGCCUACGCGGUCGGCAGCGCUGCUGGCAGCGGUAAGUGCAGCGGAGGUCGGCGGCAGUGGAGGAGCCGCGGCCGUUGUGGCGCGUCUCUGCGCCCGCGGCACGCGCCUCCAAAAGGAUCAACGCGACGCCUCGGGCAACACCGCCCUCAUGCUCGCUGUACGGUAUAAUAACCUCGAGAUCGCUCGACUUCUUCUCCUCCUUCGACCUGACCUCUGCUCUCUACAUGCUCGUAACAAGGUGACCUGGCUCGGUCAUGCUCCUCCCCAAUCCCUUUUCAGUAUCAGAGAGGCAAUGACGAGUGCUGGGCGCAGAGCUGGAUUUCGUGCUCCCUUUGUUGGCGAGUUCACACUGUGA
Echinococcus granulosus is the source of this 408-nucleotide messenger RNA. RefSeq lists its product as hypothetical. The record is from RefSeq and is a predicted model, not a curated record. NCBI's taxonomy places the organism in Eukaryota, Metazoa, Platyhelminthes, Cestoda, Cyclophyllidea, Taeniidae. The transcript is spliced from 2 exons. Gene Ontology annotation, molecular function: protein binding. The coding region runs from base 1 to 408 and encodes 135 amino acids.